Molecule: messenger RNA, 2689 nt
Organism: Ictalurus furcatus (blue catfish)
Lineage: Eukaryota; Metazoa; Chordata; Actinopteri; Siluriformes; Ictaluridae
Gene: col23a1b
Product: collagen alpha-1(XXIII) chain
Exons: 25
Coding region: 79-1305 (408 amino acids)
Source: RefSeq, a predicted model, not a curated record
CCAGGGCGAGAUGGCUACCCGGGUCCUCUGGGUGUGGAUGGUAAGCCUGGUCCUCCUGGUCCUAAAGGCAGUCAGGGGAUGCCAGGGCCAAAAGGAGAUAAGGGGGAUCAGGGAGACGUGGGGCCCAGGGGCCCUCCAGCACACGCUGCCUCCGCUGGCCUGCUCAGUAAUCAGAUUCUUACAGUCAAGGGCGAUCAGGGUCAGGCUGGGCCUCCAGGACCCCCAGGGCCUCCUGGACCAUCUGGCCCCAGAGGGCCCCCAGGAAACAUGGGCAGAGACGGACCCCAAGGCCACCCAGGAGAGCCGGGUCUUCAUGGCAAGGAUGGGAACGAGGGUCCAAGAGGGCCACCUGGCAUAAAGGGUGAUGUUGGAGAACCUGGAAUGACUGGACUUCAGGGUCCUCCAGGGCUAAAGGGAGACCAAGGUGAGCAAGGUGGUGAGGGGAAAAGAGGCAUGGAUGGACCACCAGGCAUAAAGGGAGAGAAAGGAGACGCUGGUGCUCCAGGACUCCAGGGUGCUCCAGGAGUCUCUGAGAACAUUGACCUGUCUGAAAGAUUACAAAUUUUACAGGGCCCACCUGGUCCACCAGGGCCUCCUGGAGAGCAAGGAGUAAAGGGAGAGAUGGGCUCUCCUGGGAUUCCUGGAUCUGAAGGCAGACAGGGUUCAAAAGGAGAAAGGGGGGAUAGAGGAGAACAUGGAGUGACAGGAGAAAGAGGAGAGAGGGGUGAGAUGGGUCAGCCUGGGCCAGCGGGAGCUGGUGGGCAGAAAGGGGAGAAAGGAGACGCCGGAAUUGAGGACAAUCUGGCUCAGAUUAUUGCAUUGCCAGGUCCUCCAGGGCCUCCAGGACCACCUGGCCCUCAAGGAGUCAUGGGCCAUCAUGGAAUACCUGGCCAAAAGGGACAGCCAGGUGAAGCAGUGAAAGGUGAGAAGGGGGAUGUUGGAGAGAAAGGUCCACAAGGGCCACGGGGUCUUCAAGGUUAUCCUGGCUCUAAUGGAUUGGUGGGUCUACCAGGUGCAAAAGGUGAAAAGGGAAAACAAGGAGAGCCUGGAUUAGAUGGUUUCCCAGGCCUCCGAGGAGAGAAGGGUGAUAAAGGAGAACGAGGAGAAAAGGGUGAAAGAGGCUUAUUGGGGAAAAGGGGUCUAAAAGGAGAUAAAGGAGAGCAGGGGCCUCCAGGGCUGGAUCAGCCUUGUCCUGUGGACCGGGAUGGACUACCAAUACCUGGAUGCUGGCAUAAGGUUUGUACAUUAUGGCUUGGACUUUUUUUUUUUUUAAAUAUUAUGUUUUGUUUCAGAAUACUACAUUAAACUUUGCCCUCUUGUUCUCUUGCAGUGAUGACAAGCCAGAAGCUUUGGAGUCUGUACAUAUUUAGAUAUAUAUAUUUGAAACUAACAUUUUAACCCCCCCUUAAUUUUUUAUGAUCUAUUUAAUAUACUGAGAUUUGAUUUAAAAAUAUAUAUAUUUUUAACUCCAUGUGUACUUUCUAUAUUGCUGCUUUUUCUACAAAGAAAGGCUCUAAUUUGAAGGACUAAAGCAAAGAGAGUUGAUUUGAGAUCAACUGUGGAUUGCACAUGGACUUGUGGAAUGAGAGAGUACUCUGACGCUGGUCUUGACUACAGAAAAACCACCAGCGUUUGCAUAACACCAGCAUAAGCCCAAACCCAUGUAACAGACUGUGAAGCAUGACACGUGACUUCUGAACUGCACUGUUUUAAGCAGCCUUUGUUUGUCUGAAACUCUCAGUUGUCCAGUUUUUCACUUUCUUUGAAAGGAUCAAGUUUAUCAUCAGGAGAGAAGCGCAUGGUGUACAGUUGUUCAAAUGAGGGAACCGCUGAUGUGCUAGCGCAUGGGAUUGAACUCUAAAAAUGUAACUACAUGGGAUAUUGACUGUUGCGUGGAUGAUCCCACAGGAAGAACGACUCAUGUCAGAAGAAACCAAUCUGUUUUUGUUUGUUUUUAAUCUGAAUAAAAUCCAGAAAUUAAAGCAUGAUAACGUCAGAGUUUGCACUAAGAGAAGACGAGAAGUGGACAGGAUAUUCAGCGCAAAAGAAUUUCAGCUUUUCAAUUACUGAUCUUAAGGAACUGCUUGACAUUCUCAAUACUCUUUUUGAUUUAGUGUAAAUAAUAUGUAUAGUUAUUACCCUCCCUGUCUUCUAGUGAUCAGUGUUUAAUAAGAUUGUCCUAUUGAUAUGCAUCAUGAUGUGUUUUGUGUAUUCCUCUCAUCAGUCCUUUAAUACAUGUGUACAUUUUGUCAUGCAGUAGGCUUUCUUGUGUUAAUAGCAUGCUGUGUAAUAUUGUAAGAUUUUACAGCAGUGUUUCGUAUCAAUUCUGAUGUGUGGUUUAUAAUGAUUGGAUGUAUUUUUCAGCUUGGCAGAUGUGUUUUGAUUGUGUAGUUUGGUUGGUUACAAGAGCUCAAAAGGCUCUAAUAUUAAAACUUUAAGUAAUGUAAUUUCAUUAAAUUUCAUUAUUGUAUAAUGGGUUUGUUUAUAUGCCUUUUAACAGCAAUACUGACACUGACUACGUUUACAUGGACAGCAGUAAUCUAAUUAUUGACCUUACUCUGAUUAAGAUAAUAAUGUGAUUAAGGUGUUUACAUGAGUCGCUUUUAGAAUACUCCUGUCAUGUUCCCGUUUUACAUGUUAUAGAACAUAAUUAGACUAACAGCCCGCGUCAUUACGUCAUCGCGCCACA